This is a messenger RNA of Dryobates pubescens (Downy woodpecker), 4515 nucleotides long. RefSeq names its product zinc finger protein 335 (gene ZNF335). The record is from RefSeq and is a predicted model, not a curated record. NCBI's taxonomy places the organism in Eukaryota, Metazoa, Chordata, Aves, Piciformes, Picidae. The transcript has 26 exons. Gene Ontology annotation, cellular component: nucleus. Gene Ontology annotation, molecular function: RNA polymerase II cis-regulatory region sequence-specific DNA binding. The coding region runs from base 64 to 4467 and encodes 1467 amino acids. Gene Ontology annotation, biological process: regulation of gene expression; brain development; positive regulation of neurogenesis.
AGGGCCGGGCAGGGCCGCGGGGCAUGACGGGAGCGGGGACGCCGGGCGGCGCCGGGACCCCCCAUGAGGGCGGGCGGGACCCCCGGGCAUGGGGUCGCCGCAGCUCCGGCUCCGCUGCCGGUGUCCUGGGGGGCGGCCCGAGCUCCUGGGCCGUUUCCCCCGCGCUGGCCGGGUGCAGCGGGGAGCGGCGCUCUGGCCGCGACGCUGACGGCGGCGGCCUCCCCACGCAGGUCGAGCCUAGACGGCCCUGGCAGGGCGGGCAUGGAGGAGAAUGCGGUGGAGAGCAGCAGCGACGCGGCCCCGCAGGAGGCCCGGGAGGAGCCCUCCGAAAGCGGCCUGGGCGUCGGGAGCUCGGAAGCCGUGUCGGCAGACAGCAGCGACGCCGCCUCGGCCCCCGGACCCCUCUCCCGUGCCGAUGAGUCCGCCGUGGGCCAGAGCUCCGACAGCAGCGGGGUCUCAUUGGAAGAGGUGUCGGAGAGCAGCUCCAGCACAGAUGCCAUUCCCCGGGUUUACCUGCCAGAUUCAUCCUCCAUUGCCCAGUCCACCUUAGUUUCCAGUGUCUCCACUGUGAGCCAGUCCAUCAUGGUGUCAGAGUCUCCCCAAGUCCUUGUCCACUCCAGCGUCAUCACGGACGGCACCACGAUCGUCUCGGACUCCACUGCCUCCACUUCCUCGGACCUGGGCUCUGCCAUCGACAAAAUCAUUGAGUCCACGAUCGGCCCUGACAUCAUCCAGAGCUGCAUUGCUGUGACCAGUGCAGAGGAUGGUGGGGCAGAGACUACCCAGUACCUCAUUCUGCAAGGGCCUGAUGAUGGUGCCCCCAUGGUGUCCCAGAUGGCCACCUCUGCUCUGGCCAAUAGCUUGGCAAUUGAAGCUGUUGCUGAUGGACCUACCUCUACAUGCCUUGAUCAGCCUGGCCCUUCAGACCCUGCUGAGCAGCUAGAGGUACUGGAGCUGCCCACGCAGCCAGAUCAGGCCCAAGAAGCAGAUGGUGGGGAGGAGCUGGACCAGCCAGACAUGGAGACUUUGGAGGAGAUGAUGGAGGUGGUGGUGGUGCAGCAGUUCAAGUGCAAGAUGUGUCAGUACAAGAGUGUCUCUAAGAAGACCCUAAUCAACCACAUGAAGGAGCGGCACUUCCAGCCAGUGGGUUCAGCACUGGCUUUGAAGAAAGGACGCCCACGGAAGGGGGGAGCAGCUCCAAAGAGCACAGAGCAGGAAGCCCCUGAAGAAGAGGAGGAUGAUGAUAUCAUGGAUGCUGGUGCUAUUGAUGACCCUGAAGGUAGGACUCAUCCUCCCCAUUUCUUAGGUAGCUUAGUCUCCUCCCAGUCUCUCUCUGACGUUUUGGGCCACUUCCCUGCAGAGGACAGUGACUAUAACCCAGCUGAGGAUGAGCCUCGUGGGCGCCAGCCCAAGUACAGCCGCAGCAUCCCCACGUCCAGCGAGGAGAGGCCACGACGGCGCCCGGGGAGGCCCCGCAAGUUUCCUCGUCUGGAGGACACGCCCCAGGAUGUGCCUGAGGGAGCAGAGGUGGAGCCCCUGGUGACCUCCCAGAGCACGCCGAGCCGCGAGCUGCAGACCGCGGAGGCAGCCAGUUCCUCUGGGCUGGAGAACGGUGCCAGCGAGAGCCUGGCAGAGCCCAGCAUCAGCCAGUCCGACUCGGAGAACAAGGACCCUUCCUCCAAUGCCAGCCUUGAGGAGGCCGACGUCCUCCCCCGGAGGCGAGGGCGGCCCUCCCGCCGCUUCCUGGGCAAGAAAUACCGCAAGUACAUGGGGCGCAGGUACUACUACAAGUCCCCCAAGCCGCUGAUGAGGCCCUACCUGUGCCGGAUCUGCGGCUCGCGCUUCCUGACGCACGAGGACCUGCGCUUCCACGUCAGCUCGCACGAGGCCAACGACCCGCAGCUCUUCAAGUGUCUGCAGUGCAGCUACCGCUCCCGACGCUGGUCCUCCCUCAAGGAGCACAUGUUCAACCACGUGGGCAGCAAGCCCUACAAGUGUGAGGAGUGCAGUUACACCAGCGUGUACAAGAAGGACGUCAUCCGGCACUCCACGGUGCACAGCCGCGACAGGAAGAAGAGAGCGGAUCCGCCCCCAAAGCUGAACUCCUUCCCGUGCCCUGUCUGCAACCGCGUCUACCCCAUGCAGAAGAGGCUGACGCAGCACAUGAAGACACACAGCACUGAGAAGCCACACAUGUGUGACAAGUGUGGGAAGUCCUUCAAGAAGCGCUACACCUUCAAGAUGCACCUCCUGACACACAUCCAGGCCAUCGCCAACCGCAGGUUCAAGUGCGAGUUCUGCGACUACGUGUGCGAGGACAAGAAGGUGCUGCUGAACCACCAGCUGUCACACAUGAAUGACAAGCCCUACAAGUGCAGCUUCUGCAAGUACUCCACCUUCCGCGAGGACUUCCUGGUGUCGCACAUGGCCGUCAAGCACACGGGAGGGAAGCCCUUCGCCUGUGAGUUCUGUCACUUCACCACCAAGCACAAGAAGAACCUGCGGCUGCACGUGCAGUGCCGCCACGCCGACUCCUUCGAGGAGUGGGCUCAGAAGCACCCCGAGGAGCCGCCCUGCCGCCGCCGCCCCUUCUUCACCCUGCAGCAGAUCGAGGAGCUGAGGCAGCAGCACAGCCAGGGACAGGGCCCCGCCGAGCCAGAGCCUGGCCCACCGGCAGCCCAGGCUGUCCCAGGAGCAGAUGCCCCUGUCCUCUCACAGGACUCCCUGGGAGGGGCCACCAUCAUUUACGAGCAGGAUGUGGCUGGAUCAGCUGAGCUGGCCACACAGACUGCCCUGGACCUCCUGCUGAACAUGAGCACGCAGCGAGAGCUGGCCACAGGCUCUCUGCAGGUGGCUGUGGUGAAGCCGAGUGAUUCGGGAGAGGUGCAGGCAGCCUGUGAGCCACCAGCACAGGAGGAGGGGGCAGAGGUGGACCUUGAGGAGCAGCAGCAGCAAAAGUUGGUGACGCUGCACAUGGCAGAGGCUGGGGAGACGCUGGUGCAGGAGGCUUACGAGGAGGCGGCGCUGGGUGGCUCAGAGCUGCAGCAGAUCACGAUACCCUUUGGUGGGACAGCAGAGUACAGCAUCAUCACACCCAUCAGCGAGGAGAUGCCAGCUGCAGCCACCCUCUACAGCGAGGAGGAGAGCCCUGCGGAGACCUCCCAUGCGGUCGUGGUGAGCGAGGCGGUGAUGACAGAGGAUGUUCUGAAGGAGCACAGCGAUCACUACAUCAUGUCCAGCGCUGCGGGGAGCCAGUUCCAGCCGGUGGAGCCCCUCAGCGGGGACGCUGCCUUCCCCCCACCAGCAGAGGGCCCGGAGGCACAGCCCGCCGGCGUCAAGUGGCCCCUGGUGCAGUGUGUCACCAGGCAGCUCCAGAAGGACUCGUCUUUAUCCCCAGCCUCCGAGGGGCAGGAAGUCUCAUCCCCAAAGGUCAAGUGGCCUGUGCUGCAAGGCAUGGCCAAGAAGCUCUCCUGCAAGGUUUCCACAGCCAAGAAGCUUUCGUGCAAGAUUUCCGCAGCCAAAAAGUUCUCAUGCAAGAUUUGCACAGCCAUGUUCACGGGGAGAGCAGAGAUGGAGAGUCACAAGAGAGCCCACAUUGGGCCCAGCACCUUCAAGUGUCCCGACUGCCCCUUCACUGCAGCCCUCUGGCCGGAGGUUCGGAGCCACAUGGUGCAGCACGCCAGCCUGCGGCCACACAAGUGCACCCACUGCAGCUUCGCCUCCAAGAACAAGAAGGACCUGCGCAGGCACAUGCUGACACACACCAAUGAGAAGCCCUUUGCCUGCCAGAUCUGUGGGCAGAGGUUCAACCGAAACGGGCACCUCAAGUUCCACAUGCAACGUUUGCACAGCUCAGAGGGCGCUCGGCCGGGGCCGCCGGCAGCCGCUGCCCAGCAGACCAUCAUCCUGAACAGUGAUGAGGACACGCUGGCCACCCUGCAGACAGCUCUGCAGUCAGGCCAGGCAGUGCUGGCUCCUGAGAGGCUGCAGCAGGCCCUGGGGCAGGAGCACAUCAUUGUGGCCCAGGAGCAGAGUGUCACCAGCCAGGAGGAGGCUGCAUACAUCCAGGAGAUCACAACGGCCGAUGGGCAGACAGUGCAGCACUUAGUGACCUCAGACAACCAGGUUCAGUACAUCAUUGCCCAGGACUCCGUACAGCACUUGCUUCCCCACGAGUACGUUGUUGUCCCAGAGGGACAUCACAUCCAGGUCCAGGAUGGGCAAAUCACCCACAUCCAGUAUGAGCAGGGCAGCCAGUUCCUCCAGGAGCCACAGAUCCAAUACAUGCCUGUCUCGCCAGAGCAGCAGCUCGUCACCCAGGCACAGCUGGAGGCAGCAGCACACUCUGCAGUCUCAGCGGUGGCCGACGCGGCGAUGGCGCAGGCGCAGGGGCUGUUCACGGCCGAGGCCGUGGCCGAGCAGCUGCAGGAGGGCAUUCACUACGACGUCAUCACGCUGGGAGAAUAGCGGCGCCAGGCCCGGCGGGCACCGGGACGCCGCGCCCAGCGGGGCGGG